AUGCAGGUCGAGCUGUUCAACCUCUUCCGCGAAGACAUCCGAGACUUGGUAGAGAUGACCACCAGCAAGAUGAACCUGUAUCACCUUGUAGGUGCAUUAUUCAUAAAGAUGAUCUGCAUUUAUUUCUGCGAGGGCUUCUUUGAGGAAGGGCUUCCUCCCUUCCUUCUCUGCUAUUACUAUGUGUCGCAGGGAAGCUCCGUUGUUUAUCUCAUCAUGGCCGUGUGGCUGUCCAUGCAUGCGUCCGUGACUUCACACAGUUAUGCUACGCGCGUCCUGACGCGAUUUAUCCGGUUGCCCAUCCCCGGGAGCUCGCAGCUGAAUGCUCCUCAUCAGGCAACGAGCAAAUGCCUUCGUUAG
This is a messenger RNA of Symbiodinium necroappetens, 357 nucleotides long. NCBI's taxonomy places the organism in Eukaryota, Dinophyceae, Suessiales, Symbiodiniaceae. The record is from the annotation of a GenBank genome assembly.